Molecule: messenger RNA, 4743 nt
Organism: Postia placenta MAD-698-R-SB12
Lineage: Eukaryota; Fungi; Basidiomycota; Agaricomycetes; Polyporales; Adustoporiaceae
Exons: 29
Coding region: 1-4743 (1580 amino acids)
Biological process (GO): transmembrane transport
Molecular function (GO): RNA binding; oligopeptide transmembrane transporter activity
Source: RefSeq, a predicted model, not a curated record
AUGCGUAGCGAAGCAAAUAGGGACCUUGGGCUGUCCGAUAUCAUGGAGGAGGUUGAGCGCGAGCAAACUAUCGUACGGGUUUCGAAGUGGAGGGUACGGCUAAGGGCCUUCGUGUGCUUGAAUAUCCUGAAUAUACGCUUUGCUUUAAGCCUUGGCGCGCAGCAUUGGCACGACAGGAUGUCCACAACGAUGGAUGCGGUGCCGGAGCUUCAGCGCUCGAACACGUCCAGCUCUCUGGAGAAGAGGAAGGCCUACAGCGCGGAUAUCGAUGAGGAAAAGGUUAUGGUCAUGGAAGCAUCGUCGGUGGACGAGGUCGGGUCAGACGUCAAAGUCAUUGAGAAGGCGGAGGAUGUCGCCAUCGAGAUUCUGACGACCGAGGACCACCCAGAGCUGCCGGUUUGGACUUUCCGGACAGCAUUCCUCGGUGUUGGACUUAGCGCGUUCAGUGCCGUCUUAGCGACGAUCUAUACGUUUAAACCUCAGAAUGCUACGGUCUCCCAGCUAUUUUGCUUGAUCAUUGCCUAUGUCCUCGGGACGUUUAUGGCUGGUGUCAUCCCUUCGGGUGGGUAUUGGAAAUAUCUAAACCCAGGCCCGUUCAAUAUCAAAGAACACACGGCGAUCGUCAUAAUGGCGUCAACAGCGUCGUCGGUAGCCAUCGCGAUGGAGAUCAUUGCCGCUCUAGAUCUCUUCUAUGACAUCACUCUCAACGCCGGCGUCGCCAUAUUCCAGAUCUUCGCGAGCCAGAUGAUCGGGUACGGUAUCGCGGGAGUCUUACGCACGCUGCUCGUGUAUCCGACCUAUGCUUUCUACCCGACAUAUAUAUCCGUGGUCAAUCUCUUGCAGAGCUUGCACUAUGGAGGUGUGCUCAAUGCGAAGCGCAGGGUCUCCGGAGCUGACGGAUGUCGCGAGAUCAGACGAUACUUCUGGAUGGUGUUCGCCGCCAUCUUUUUCUGGGAAUGGAUCCCGCAGUAUCCGUUCCCUCUCCUGACGGCAUUCUCUAUCAUCUGUCUUGCCGACAAUGGCCGCCACCCAUUCGUGCGCAACCUGUUUGGCGCUGGAUCGAGCAAUGAAGGAAUCGGGCUGUUUAGCUUCAGCACGAGCUGGACCCUCAUUACUCAGGGCUCGCCGCUCGUAUGGCCCCUGCAGACACUCGGAAUGGCUAUUGGGUACCUCGUGCUCACGCUGACGUACUACCACAACGUCUUCAACGGGCGCGACCUCGUCUGGAUGUCCAGUGCGCUGUUCGGCACGGACGGCGGAACGUACAACCAGAGCGCGAUCCUCACGCCGAGCAACCAGCUCGACCCCGAGAAGCUGGCCGAGGUCGGCCUGCCGCGGUUCACGACGACGUACGCGAUCAGCCAGAUGUGCUACAACGUCAGCCUGGGUGCGGCGAUUGUGCACGUGUUGCUGUGGUACUGGGGCGACCUCAAGAAGGGUGUGUUUGGCGCGUUCGGCGAGGUGAAGUUCCUUCGGGGCGAUCAGGAAAUUGACGACCCGCACUACAAAGGUGGUCUAUUGCGAACAAGUCUGACUGCGGCGAUGAAGGUCUACAAGGAGGUCCCGCAAUGGUGGUACCUCACGCUGUUUGUUAUCUCGCUUGCCGUAGGAAUUGGCUGCAGUUACUCUGGGCAUACCGUGCUGAUCCCGUGGUGGAGUGUAAUUCUGUUCACGGCAAUCAGCUUCUUCCUCGCCAUCGUUCUUGGCUUCAUCAUGGCCACGACUGGGUUCUCGCUGUCGAUCAAGUAUGCGAUCCAGAUCCUGGCGGCCUUCGUUCAUCCUGGGAACCCCGUGUAUCACGGCCUACCAGACAUUGUACAUGCUGCAAGGUCCUGCGUGGUGAUCGGCUUCGCGGCGCAGUGGUGGGCGCGCAAACACCGGCCGGCGUGGUUCAAGAAGUACAACUAUCUGACGUCUGCGGCGCUCGACGGCGGGAGCCAGGUCAUCAUGUUCAUUCUUGUGGGGCAACCCAGAGAAUCUGUCCGUGGACAGGUCCGGGUCGGGACCAUAGCCCCGAUCGUUUACUCCGAGUUCCGCAUCAAUCCCGCUUGCGCACAAAUAUUCCUGUCUCGGGCACUUGGCCUGCAGCGCGAUGCCACCACGCAGCCAACGCGGGCAAGGACGGGCGGCGAGCGUGCCACCAGGCCAGAACCCAGCUCCCCGCAGCGUCUCUCUCCCGCAAGCUCCUCUCCCCACUUAGAAAAGCACAGCAUCUCGCAAGCAAGUACUCCCCUUUCGCUGUCUACCACGCCUCCUUCUCCGUCUACGGACUCAAAUUCCUACGCGUCACCUCGCAUUCUGCUCACACCAUCCGAGUCCUCGUCACCAUCCAUCAUGGCAUCUCCUUCUGCACCAUCUGCAGACGAACGAACGCAGCCUCCUCCGUCCAUCCUCUCUGCCACCGCGCCAAAAUUCCAAAGCCGUUUAUUCGACGCGCCUAUUGAUAUACACACGCUUGUGUCGGACACCCCUCCUCCGGGGCGGGACCAGUCAAUUUCUGCCCUUGUCACAGGACUGCAAAGUGUCCAUCUCUCUACUCCCAGCUCCACCACGCCGGCGCAGCUCUCUUCCACGGCGAAAAAUCACUCAGACGUGCAACCGACCGCGCCUGACCAACAUGCGGCUGAUCCGUGUACUCCAAAUGUGUACAUCAACGGUCUCCCCCCCAAUUUUCCGGAGGCAGAUUUAUACAAAAUGACGUGCGAUUUCGGCGCCGUCGUCAGCGUGCGCACGUUCACGCGGCAUGUGUGUGAUAGACCUUCAUUUGAGACGGUUGAUGCGGCAGAAAGGUGUAUUGAAACCCUUCGCAAAUACCGCAACUUGCACCCUUCCUUUGCGAAGCAAAUUCACAAGAUACCCGGUACCGUCUACUCGACAUCUUCUUUCGAGCCGCCCGCCAACGAUUCUGUCGAUGGCCAAUCUAGGAAUAGCUUCAAAGCGCGGAUGGAGCAGCUCAAGGAUACUUCGUCCACCAACCUGUACAUGGAGGGACUCCCGUUAUCCACUGACGAACGUGCUCUCUCCGCACUUGUGGAGCCGUACCGGAUCAUGAGCAGUCGAUUCUUUCGGACAAGACUCAACAAUCCCCCGAGGCUGAUUGCAUUCGUGAGACUGGAGAGUCGUGUGGCAGCCGAGAAGAUCAUCGAGCGCCUGCAUGGUCGUCAUAUCCGUGGAUGGCAGGAGGAUGGAUGCAGGAUCUCGGUCCGUUUCGCCGAUACAAGUGAGCAGAGAGAUUUGAGGCGAAUGGAACGCAUGACGCGUGAAGGUGAUCAAUCUCCGGCACGCAUCACCAUUGCGCAGGCGGCGCUGCUCAACCUGAAGGGCACGCAGCUUGGCCCUACGCCUUCGGGGAGCCCAGAUAUCAACUACUUACCGAUUGGCCUCCCUGCCAAGUCGCCCUACAUUAUCAACGGGUUGGGCGGCGGUAACGUGGGCGGCGCUUUCUCUCCUCUAGCUCGUGCCUCGCCAUCAUUGUCAUACUCAGACCAUAUCAAUCCUCUCCUCAACAGCAUGCAGGACCUUACUCUCAUGCCUGGCAGGCAGCACUUCGAAGACUUCAAUGAUCGCGCGGCACAGUAUCUCGGUCAGGACCUCAGGAUGAAUCAGCUCGCACUCCAGGACGAGCUGCUGGCUCUACAGGCAGCUCAGGCUCAGCUCCAAAGCGGCAGGGGCUCGGAUGUCAACAACAUGUCUGGCCGAGCCGACAACGGCUUUACUCAUAUUGAGCGUUUGCUGCUGCAGGCGCAUGCUGAGCGUCAACAGGCGCAAGAGCUCUUGCUAGAGGCCGAGCGUGAGCGAGAUCUCCGGGAUCUGCUCCUCAGCCAACAGUACGAUUUCGGAGGCGCCUCGCAGCUAGGCGAUAUUGGAGAUGACACGCAGAGGCGUCUCCUCAACAUUUUGUCGCCGACGUCCGAGAACGACUUCCAUUCAGGCUUUAGCACGAGCCAAGGCCUCCAGGUGCCGAAAGGCUACCCGUACGAGCUCAAUGCCCACGGGGCCGCUGGCGGUCUUGGUGCUGCCCCGGCUGCCGACUAUCAUUCACGCUCUUCGCCGAACUUCAGUCAACAACCCUCUGCGGCACGCCAGGAGCGCCAGCGGAACCAGACGCACGCAUCGCACGCGCGCGCUGAGACGGAUGCUCCUGCGCAGGCCCUGCACACACGCUCGACGACUCUUCCCUUACAGUAUCUCAGCUCUCGCGGCGGCUCUCAUCAUUUCUUGAACACGCCAUCUCAGAACUUCAGUCCUAGCACCCUCAACAGCAGUAUCAUCGACACCCGCAGCACUAGCAUCAACAACACCACCUUCAAUCUCGAUGACAGUAUCGACUACGUCAGCAACAGUAAUAAUUCGGCCCGCACCGAUAGCAUACUCCGCAAUAAUCUCGGCCAGAAGAACGUGUCCUUCUCCGAUGCCAAGGGACACGCUGUAUCCAGGCCCGAGCUCGCCACCGCCAACUACACCUUCAUGAUGACUGGUUCUGCACUGUCCUCGGGACGCGCCGGCGGCGCCAGUCAGUCCGGCAUCAACGGGAAGCGCACCUUGCAGGACGUCCAGACGGAUGAGGAUGAUUCGCUCGUUUCGCCCGCCCUUACGUACUCGCCGCAUACCACCGCGUCCAUUAGUCCCGCUACGCCAUACUCUGGGUUUUUCCCUCCAGCUGAGGGUUUCGACGGCUCGUACGUGGUCGAGGGUCGCCUGUCGGGCGUGGUCGAGAAGCAGAAGAUGCGCGCGAACCAGUAG